GAGGACUUUUUUCGUCGGUAUGUCGUCGGAAUAGCGUUAUUCCGACGACAUACCAACGAUUUUUUCCCUCAGUAUGCCGCUGUUUUCUUGUAGUGAUUAUAGAUGUUAAAAUAACUAUUUUUUUUUAACUGCAUUAGAAAUUGGAUAGAACUAAGCUCAAAGUCACAAGGGGAACAUAAAAAUGGAGACACAAGGGAAACAAAAAGAAAAAGCUCAACCGUAAUAACGUCUAUGAGCUAAUCUAAACUGUUUCUCUUAAAAUCCUUUGAUGCAGCCAGCAAGUCCUCCUAACGCCAAAUAAGAUCGGAGGACACUAUUUGCAAUCUGAUUGGAAGAUGCUGAUUAUGUUUCAAAGGCAAACGAACUGAACAGGGCACAUAAGUUGUUAAUCUCUUGAAGUAAAACCUGAUAACGAGGCCAAUCUGAAGGUUUCAUCACAGCAUCAGUAACCUCCCGAAAAAUCAGAUGCAAACACCCCAAAGAUCGUUCAUGCUUUUUAGAGCCCAUACCAGACAGCGGAACUAAGAAGUCAUUCUGUUUGGAGAGAAAGUGAUGGCAUCUCUUGCAUGAUGAAGUACAUUACCUUUCUGGUCUCGCACGAUAUAAGCCACUCCACUAUGAAGUGAAGCAUUCCUCCAAUUGGAAUGAAAGUUGCAUUUAGCAUACCCAAUGGCGGAUCCAGAUCAAUUAUUUGACGGGGCACAAAACAAAUUGUAAAAGUGGACAAGACAUUAAUUAUACAGCAAGAGAUAAAACGAGGAAGAAAAAGAUAGGUGUUGGACUCGAAGUUCGAACACUGAAAGCUGAACGUAACCCGGGGCAUCUUAACCAAUUGUUCCAUCAAAAUAAAUAGUGUCACCUAACUAGUUGCUCGUAAAUAAUAUUUGAAAAGUAGUCGGGGGCACGUGCCCCCGUUCCUGCUACUGUAGAUCCGCCCCUGAGCAUACCCUGAUAAGGGAGGUUCUCAUCUCUUCGUUUCUUCACUUAGUCCAUGUAUCGUCUCUGGUGAACUCCGUCGCUGUUGAGUUAAUGCCAAAUACGAGCUUCCUCCAUUGCCUUUUGGACUUGGAUGAUGAGAGAUUCCUGAGUAUCAGCAUACAAAAGCAUAUUUCUAUUCUUCCAAAUAAUCCAUUGAAUCCAUAGAAUCGCUCUUCUCUGUUCUUGAGGAAUCAAAACAUCUGACAUCAUGUGUAGAUAUGAAGACAUACCUUCGAGCACCGAUAAGUUACCCACUUGAGGGAGCGACUGAAAACCUGCAAUGGACCAUGCUUCUUGUGCCAUCGAACACUUAAAAAGCACAUGCUCAAUAGACUCUGUUGCAUACUUGCAUAUCUUGCAUCACAAGUCUAAAUUUAAAUCCCAAGUAUUCAACCUCUCUGCUACCGCUAGUGCACCAGAAGCAGCGUGCCACAAGAAGCUACGAAUCUUGGGUAAAGUUGCAACCUUCCAAAUGGUCCUCUUUAAAUCCAGAACACCUGGAUUCAAAUUCAUUGCUUGUACCUUCUCCACUUCUUUAGCCUGAGCUGCCAAUUUGUAACCACUCUUCACAGUGUAAGAACCAUUUGAUGAGUAAGCCCAUAUAUCCCGAUCCGCAACAUUUCCCACCUGGAGAUGCCAAAUUCGAGCAACCUCAUUCUCGGGAAACAAAUGCUGAAGCUUAUUUACAUUCCAUUGACCAUCAUUAUCCAUCAGCGAAGAAACACGAAGAUUAGCAAAAAUCUCCCUUUGUUUACUGAUCGGCCUCCGAGGAAAAUCGUCCAUAAUCCAGUUUUGAGACCACACAUAUGUUGAUCUUCCGUUACCAAUAGACUAUUUUGGAGAUCUUUUUUUGUGUAUUAUUUUGAUACUAAGUGACUUUUACGUGUCUAUGCACAGAUAAAUUUUUAAUAAUACAAAUUAUAAUAAUUGAUUAAUAUUUUAUUUUCACUAGAAAAUAAUUUUUUUAUUAUAAACAAGUACCCAAAAUUAUAAGUUUUAGUUGUUUUCAAUUUGUAUGCAUAGAAAAUAAAAAUAUAUAUUUAAUAUAGACAAGGGAUUUUAAUUUUCUUAUUUAUAGAUAUAUUAGAUUGCAUAUAUUUCUCUAAGUCGAACUUAAUCAUUUUUAUUUUAUUUUAAACAGGUUAAAUCAGAUUGUUGUUAUUACUUGCAUUUGUUUAUUUUAGUAUCUUUUAUAAUAUAUUUUAAUAAAAUUAUUUAUCAAUAUAUUUUAUUUUCAUAAACACAUAGAAAAAUAUUAAUUGGCUAGUAAACAAACUACUCAAUUAAAUUAUUUUUCCAAAAUUUUGUUAUCAGAAAAAUUAUAUACUUUCUUCUCGAAAGAAAUUGAAAACAAAAACUUCCGUUGUUGUGGAAUUGACCAAAAAGUUCACAAAUCUAUUAAUUGUCUCGUUGGAAAGAAUGCCAAAAUUAUCUUAAAAAUUGGUAACUAUUUUAGAUAUAAAGUAGUUAUGAGCAAAUUGAAACUGGGUUUUUCUUAAAAGUAAAAAAAAAUAUUAUAACUAUUUUAUAUUAUAUAUGAAGUAGUUAUGAGCAAAAUGAAACUCGAUUAUUUAACAAUAUUGUUUGUCCUGGUACAUUAAGUUAUUAGAUUCAGGUAAUAAACAUGACAAAGAAAAAUAGAGCCAAAACCCAAAAAGGUAGAUGUCAAUUAUGAAAUAAAUAGGAUACUUUGACUUAAAACGUUAGAGACAUCAUCAAAAAGGACCAUUUGCCUGCAUCUUAGGCAAAAGAUAUAUUACAAAUUGAUCACGUGACAGGACAUUAGUGCGUUAUCGACCUCAGCGCUCCUACUUACAGGUUACCACCACGUCUUUAAAUUAGUCAACAACUUGUGUUUUGAAGACAAUUGGUCAUAACUCAUAAUUAUGUAUUGUCUUUGAUAUUUCUUCACAUCAGCUAUUUUAAUAUUUUGUCAAAUUUGUUAAUAAUCGAACACAAAAAUUGGGUUUCUGAAUAUCGUUUUGCACUUUUCUUGUGUUAAUGUUCUUGGUAACUGGUGUUCUUGAUAUCAUCUUACUUUUUCUUGUUGUUUUCUGUUUAUUUCCUUGCGAUCAUAGUGGAUGCCACACGGAUUAUAAUACCGCCAAAAUGUAUAAAUCAUUAUAAACUUGUGAUUUGGUUCGUUGAAAAUAAAAGUCAGUCGCCACUAGCAAUUGUUCCUUGAUUUUUCACUUUUUAUUAUUUUUAUAUAUUUUUACUAAAUAUAUAGCACUUUAUAAUCUCCACAUAGCUGUCUCAUGAUUCAUAAUUCAGAGUCUCCAUACAUAUAUGUAUUCAUAAUGCUAUUGUUAUUAAACAGAGGGUAAAGUUUUGGGCAAAACCAUAACAUUGUUGUUUUUACUCGAGUAUAAUGCUGUAUCUACUGGGAAAGCUAUGUUAUGAGUGGGUGGCGCAGCUGCCCACUAUGAAUUUUGUUAAUUUGUAAUUUUGUAUCGAGUUUAAAUAAUACCCAUGUUGAAUAUUUAAAUUUGUAAAAAUAUUAACAAUGUUUAUAGUUUUGACUAUAAUAAAAAUUAUGUCUAGAUCCACCACUGAUUGAAUUUUUAUCUAUAAACGUUUAAUUUCAUCUAUCGAAAGAUUUCUAGCUAUUCACACAUGUUACAUUUAUAAAUACGUAUAUUUUUAUGGAUUGACGAAGCCAGGUUGAAAGGUAUACGGGCCCGUGCACCCACAGUGAAAUUAAAAAAAAUUGUAUGCAGUAUAUCAAAUAUUUGUAAGCCCACAGGGUAAACAGCAGCUUGUGCACUCCUACUUUUCUAGGUUCGAUCCUUUUCUUAUGCGUAUUUCUUUUUCAUUAUCAAAGGUGCACCCAUUCAUUAAAUUGUCUAGCUUCGCCCCUUAUGGGUAUAAAGAUUUUGUUUUGUUAGCGAAUCUUGUUACUAUAUAUGCUUCUUUCUACGUAAUUAGGAGAAUACGUUCUGAGAAUUUGAUAAAGUUGAUUCAUUAUACGAAUAUAAUUUUUGAUAUUCGAGAUAUCUAUGUGUUAGGUUUGUUCGUACAAAAAGUUCAGAUGGUUGAUUAAUAAUACAAAGUUUAUUGUACCACCCAUCUUAGAUCGACACACCCAUGCUAGUGGAGUCAGGAGUGGAUGAUACAUAUAUGGACACGUAACAUUAGAUGUUUGAUCGUGAUAACUGUCGUAAGGCGUAAUGUAAACACGAUAUAUAGAUUGACCAAGUCCAAACCGCGUCGCCGUCGAGGUUCUACUUUCUACGUGCAUGAAAACGCCAUCCACUUUCUGUCCUUUUCACCUAUUUUUUUUUUGUUUUACAAAAUAAUAAAAAAAAUUUAUCAUUUUUUACAACUUACAAUAUUUACGAGGAAUAUUUGUGUCCUUCUCGCCUAUAUUUAGACAUAGUUUUUACCUUUUGUCGAUUUUUAUUUAUUUAUUUAUUUUAAUUUUUUAGUCGAAUGUCGAUUGUUAUUUACUUAUGUAACUUCUAGCACAGAGGUAGAAGUAGUAUUAUAUAUUAAACAAAAUUUCAAACAUUCUUUUUGCCAAUACUAUACAUAUUUACAUUUGAAUAGUAAUGAAAUAUCGCCACUGAUACAAACUAUAUGGUCAAAAUAAGUUAAUUAUUAUACUUUAAAAUAAAAGAUUAAAUCACAUAUUUGACCAGAAUUAGUAGUGUAAUAGUUUGUAUCAGUGAAAAUAUUGUAUUACUAUAUAUUUAUAAAAAUUAUCACAAAGCAAGUUGAAUCUAGAUUUUAUAUUUUUCUCUAGUGGACCCCGUUUCCCGGAUAUAAUUUUAGUGGUCAUCAGUCAAUAAACAUCUGGCUAUUUUUUUAAUACAUAAAAUAAUACUAGUCUUGAUUGCUUUUCUUUUCUUACGGCAAAUGUUUGUUUUUCUUUCAUUUGGAGUAUACCAACAUAUUUUACAAUUCGCAUUACCAGUUCUAUUAGAAUAGGAAUAACAUAGAACUGUGACCCAAUAAUACGAAGCCAUUUAGAAGUCAACUCCAUUCAAACCAUAAGAAACGUGGGCACAAUGUGUACCUAGCCAGCAACCUAUCCUGUUCUUUCUGUACAUUAAAUUGUUCUUUUUAAUUAAAAACUACUAUUCAAUAUUUAUCAACGAAAUUGAUGUCUUAACAUUUGUUCAGAGAUUGAAGAGAGAUGCAAAAAUUAGAGGGAGGAACAAAAGAGAGAGAGAGAAACAAAAGAGAUGAGUUCACACUUCUUACAAGAAGCUUCAGAAGCUUGCUUCAAUGGCUGCUGUUCAUCACCAUUCUCAACACAAUCCAUAACUAAGAAACAAGAAGACGAAAACCACGAGUUCUCACUCAUCACAACAGGAGCUUCUUUCCUAACAAGAGACAUCAAGUUCACAAGCCAAGAAUCUCUCCCUUCUCUCCAUACAUCUUUCUACGAUCUCAUCACAGCUUUUCCAGAUUACUUGCAGACCAGCCAAGCCGAUCAUCUCCGAACUACAGAGUAUCAGAACCUUUCCUACUCAUCUAGCCACGUGCUGUUAAACCACACCGGUCAGCAACAGCCCUUGUUCUCUUAUUCCCAAUCUAUAUCAGGUUCGGACCAAUCCCUCUUUACCUUGCCUCGCAAGCAAGUGAGCUCCGGCGAAGAAUUGUUAUCGUUUGCAACAGAAGAAUCUCGGUUUCAGACCAGGAUGAGGAGAAGAAUCACGAGUUUUAUGAAUCUUGAAGAGUCUGAAUAUCACAUGAUUCUAACUCAAGACCGUUCCUCGGCUUUCAAGAUUCUAGCGGAACUCUACUGUUUCAAAACGUGUCCGAAUCUUCUCACGGUCUACAACUACGAGGACGAAGCAGUCGAGGAGAUGAUCAGAAUCUCGGAGAAGAAGGGUGUCAAGCCCAAAGCAGCCGAGUUUUCAUGGCCGAGCACUGAGAUUGUGUCCGAGAAACUGAAGAGGAACAUUGCUCGGAGCAAGAGAAGAAGAGACAAAAGAGGACUCUUUGUGUUUCCACUUCAAUCUCUCGUCACGGGGGCUUCGUAUUCUUACUCGUGGAUGAGUUUAGCACACGAAAACGAGUGGCAUGUCUUGCUAGACACCUCUGCUUUAAGCUCUAAAGACAUGGAGACAUUAGGGCUUUCUCUGUUCCGACCAGACUUUCUCAUAUGUUCUUUUACAGAGGUUUUAGGUCAAGACGAUGGUCCCGGUUUUGGUUGCUUGUUCGUCAAGAAAUCUAGCUCUCAAGCUUUGUCACCAGAACACAUCACAAAUCCAGCGAAUCUCACGGUCGUUAAAGCAGAACCAGCUUGGGAAAAUGACGAAAAUGCCCUUGGAGAAAGUUCUUUGGACCACGAGGAGGACCACACUGACAUAGUUGAAGUCGAAGAAGAAGACGAUAAAACCAUUAUUGAGUUUCGAGGGUUAGACGACGCAGACUCACUGGGUCUAGUACUGAUCAGUAGAAGGCUAAAGUCUCUGACUUUAUGGCUGGUUCGAGCGUUGACGUCUCUAAAACACCCAGGUUCUCACCAACCAGAGAUGCAUCUUGUCAAAAUCUGUGGGCCUAAGACCAGACCGAAGCGUGGACCGUCGAUCUCGUUCAACGUUUUUGACUGGCAAGGCGAGAAGGUUGAUCCUUUGGUAGUGGAGAGGCUCGCGGAGAGGGAGAAGAUCGGUUUGAGAUGUGCGUAUCUGCAGAAGAUUAGUAGGAUUGGGAAGGACAAGAAGGGAAGCGAUGAGAAACAGAACCUGAGUUUGAGAGUGUCGGUGGUGUGUCUUAGGUUAGGGUUUAUGACGAAUUUUGAUGAUGUUUUUAGGGUUUGGGGGUUUGUUUCGAGGUUCUUGGAUGCUGAUUUUGUUGAGAAGGAGAAGUGGAGAAAGAAAGCUCUUGAGAAAAACAAAUGAUGUGAUUAGGAAGAAGGUUGAAUCCAAAUGGUUCAGUUCCUAGGAAGGUUUCGGGUUUGGUUCGGAUAGGUUAAAUUGUUGUUCGAUUAGGUAUUCAAUUUUUUUUGGGUUGGUUCUGUUUGGUACAUAGUCUUCUUGGUUUCGGUUUGCUUUCAGAAAAACCGAAAUAAACACGCGUAUUGAUUAUUUUAAUGCUUUUAGUAAUUUGGUUUGCUGUAGACAACAGUAGUAUUCUUUUUUUUUAAUAAUAGUAAUUUUUAUUAGUCUGUCCAAAACGAGAAUUCAAGGUUUGAUUACAAACGUGAUUCCAACAAAAUGAUCUACAGCUAACGUAACAUUUCUAGCUUCGUUCAACCACCACUAUACCAGCACGUUCUGCUAGAUAUAUAGUUUUGUAAACUUCAAAUUAUCAAUAUACGUAUUCAACCGAUAAUGGUAAACAUUCGAAGGUGGCGUUCACCUCCUUUCCUUGGUUACCGGUACAUCUUAUGCUAGCAUCGGUGUAGCUAGUUCUUGACGAUUUCCUCACGCUCGCAAUCUCCACUGACGUUUAAGCACAAUGAUGAAUAAAACCGAAGAGUUCCAUGCCUGAAAACAACCAGAUCAACUCAGUGGCAAAUCUAGACAUUAAGUAUGAUGGGUGCACUACGUGUAAAAGAUGAAUCAGUGGGUGCAAAAAAAAAAGAGUUUUCUAUUUUAUCUAAUAAUUUUACCUUACAAAAUAACAACUUUUUGAAAAAUUGUGGGUGCACAUGCCCGUAUUGUGUUGGCUGUGGCUUCUCCCCUGGAUCAACUCCAUGGCGAGUUUACCCAACGAGUAAAGACCGGUUUGAGCUGUGGCUUCCUUGACUAAUGGUAUGUUAUCUCGCCAUGAACUGAAAGACAAAGACCGGAGCAGAGUAACAAGCCGAUGACGCCUAAGCGUAGACAACUCGACGCACCACCAAGCCAGAGACUCUAGACACGAUGUUGGAGAGCUUCUGAUGACACCGCCGGCAGAAGCAUUUACUGAAACCCCGUCAAAAUCCAAUCUGAGCAGAGAAGAAGACUUGUCCUAAACCGAGACACGAAGAUAGAGGAGAAGGAGCCAACACUAGCUCACCACAUCCAAACCGCCUUUGCCUCAUCGCCAUUCCGGAAGAAGACGACCGUCGAACAGAAAACGUCACCGGCGACCCAGAUCUGGGAACUGAAGACAGGCCGCUCACUAGAGUCUUGACAUAUUGACAAAGGAGGAUAAGGAGCGGAGGAGGCAAAGGAAAAAACAUAGGAGCAUUGGAGAGAAGGCCGCCGGCAACGGCGGAUGAAAUCCCGACUACUCUACUUUUGGUAGAAAGGGUUUUAAGAAAGAGAGAAAGUCAACAAUAGUAUUCUUAUUCCACAAGUUUGCAGAUUUGUGAGCAUCACACCAAGCAUUCAAAGUCAAAGGUUGCCCUGCCUUAAGUUAUAUUCCAUUUCUUGGGUUCCAUUUCAUAUAUCGUACCACACGAAUGGAGCAUCCCAAUGCUCCUAUUUUGGAGCUUGCAAAAAUUGGGAAAGAGUAUGAGUUGUAUACGACAACUCAUGUUUGGUUACUCUCAAGUAAAUCAAUCUUCAAACUAGUCAGUUCUGAAAUCGUCGCACCUUUAACCAACACAAGUUAGUAAUUCUGUUCCACUGCAUGCAGGCUUUACACCAAGAAGUCUUGCUUCAGUGAUAGUGUCAAUAGCAAAAUUUUGUUGGCAUAAGUAGAUCCCUAAAGCAUUACAAACUACUUCUAUACCCAAAAAAUACUUGAAAAUACCUAUGUCUUUCAUCUUAAAUCAAUUACUCAAGUAGGCCUUGAAGUUUGAAAUCACUUGUGGAGAACUUUCCAUGGUGAUUAAAUCAUCCACAUAGAUGAGUACAUGAAUUUAAAUGCAUUUACUCUCAAAUAUAAAUAAUGAGUUGUUCAGAAAUCGACUGCACAAAACCAUAUUCUUUUAUUACUUUUGUCAACUUGGCAAAGUAGCAUCUCAAUGCGUUUUUAAGACCAUAAAGAAAUUUGUGUAAUCGACAUACUUUAUUCUUGUCCUCCACACGAAAUCCAGGUAGCAAUUUUGUAAACACCUCCUCCAAAAGGUCACCAUGCAAAAAUGCAUAAUGCAGAUCCAUCUGCUAUACUUCCAAAUCUCUGGCAGCCACUACCUCAAGAAAGCAGUUUGUUCUCAUUUUUUGCAACUGGUGUAAAUGUUUCAGUAAAAUCUUCUCCUUCUACUUGGUGAUUACCAAACUUUAGCUUUAUAUCGUUCUAUUAUUCCAUCUGCUAUAUUUGAUACAAGAAUAUGAGUUUAUUGUAUCAAAUAUGAGUAAGGCUCUAGGUUGUCGAUGAGUUUAUUGUAUCAAAUAUAUCAGAUGGAACAAUAGAACGAUAUAAAGCUAAAGUUUGGUAAUCACCAAUUAAAAGGAGAAGAUUUUACUGAAACAUUUGCACCAGUUGCGAAAAAUGACCACAGUGCUUUCUUGAGGUAGUGGCUGCCAGAUAUUUGGAAGUACAACAUAUGGAUGUGCAUAAUGCAUUUUUGCAUGGUGACUUUAUGGAGGAGGUGUUUACGAAAUUACUACCUGGUUUUCGUGUGGAGGACAAGAAUAAAUUAUGUUGAUUACAGAAAUUUUAUUAUGGUCUUAAACACCGAGAUGCUGGUUUGCCAAGUUGACAAAAGCACUAAAAGAGUAUGGUUUUGUGCAAUCAAUAUCUGACUACUCACUAUUCGUCUUUGAGAGUAAAGAUAUUCAGAUUGAUGUACUAAUCUAUGUGGAUGGGAAGUUCUCCGCAGGUUAUUGAAAACUUUAUGGCCAACUUGAUUAAAUGCUUUAAGAUGAAAUACAUAGGUCUUCUAAAGUAUCUUUUAGGUAUAUCAUAAUGCUUCAGGGAUCUACUUAUGCCAACAGAAUUUUUCUCUAGACAUUAUCACUGAAGUAUGACUUCUUGGUUCAAAGCCUGCGUCGUUUCCGAUGGAUAAGGAUCACCAAUUUGCGUUGGUUGAAGGUGCACGAUUUCAGAACCGACUAGAUAUCGACGUUUAGUUGGAAGAUUGAUUUACUUGAGAGUAAAGAGACAUGAGUUUCAUAUGCAAUUCAUACUCUUUCACAAUUUAUGCAAGCUCUGAAACAAGAGCAUUGGGAUGCAGCCAUUCGUGUGUACAAUAUCUGAAAUGAAACCCAUGAUAGAGAAUAUUACUUAAGGCAUGGCAGCCGUUGUCUUUGAGUGUCUGGUGUGAUGUGGACUGAGGAGCAUGUCCCAUCAUACGGAUAUCUUUAACGGCCUGAUUUAUUCAGCUAGGUGGGUUACCGGUUUUUGGAAAACAUUCAAACAAGACACAAUCUCUCGCUCGUCGACGGAGGAAGAAUACAAGGCAAUUCCGGAUACAGUUCAAGAGUUUAUUUGGUUGAAAAAUAUACUGACUACAUUUGGCAUCUGCUUUGACAAACCAAUUACGUUUUAUUGUGAUAACAUUUCAGCAAUUCAUAUGGAAAUUAAUAUCAUUUUCCAUGAAAGGACGAAGCCUAUUGGAAUUAAUUAUCAUUUCAUAAGAGAUAAGAUCGUGAGAAAUUUUGUUACAACAAAACAUGUUUCAAAAAAGUUGCAACUUGUUAAUAUUGUGACGUAGGCACUUGGUAAGAAGGUGUUUCCAGCAUUUCUUGUCUGUCGAGUUGGAAGUUCGAAACCUACACCCUCCAACUUGAGGGAGAGGAUAUUAAAAUAUGUACAGAUCUACAAUAGUUAUGAUUGGAUAUGAUUGUAUAUUUUUUGUAUCUAUGUUUUAGGAUAGAAACCUUUUAAUAAAUAUAAGAUCUUGGACCUUAGAAUUGAUACAAAAAACACUUUUCAUAUAUUCUGUUUUUGACAAAACAUUUCCAAUUUUAGUAAAUUAAUGAUUCUUAAUAAGAAAAUCUAGAUUUUUCAAAAUUCUCUGACUUAUCCACAUUGUAAAUUCAGUAUGAACAUACAUGUAUAAAUACAUAUAUAUAUUUAUAUGUAUAAUUGAUUAGUAGGCUAAAAGAAGAAGAGAAGAAAACUAACAAAGACUGAAAAGUUUGGUGAACAAAGAAAAAGAGGGAAAUGGAUACAAUACACUUAAUCGUCGUCCUUUUCUUUGUGGCGGCCUUCAGCAUCUUGGGUAUUGCCGCUUGUUGUAUCAAAUGGUUUGGGAGAGAGGCAUAACUAUUUUUUUUUGUGUCAAUGAUGCAUAACUAUUAUUCUGUUGCCAAUAUGUCCUUUUUGUUAGUUUUGCAAUCAAGUGUUGUUUCACAUAAUGUUAUUGUUGUAACUAUAUUAUAUUUGCAUAAUUAAAUUAUUGGUAAAGUCAAA
This is a messenger RNA of Brassica rapa (field mustard), 11160 nucleotides long. RefSeq lists its product as uncharacterized. Lineage: Eukaryota; Viridiplantae; Streptophyta; Magnoliopsida; Brassicales; Brassicaceae. The record is from RefSeq and is a predicted model, not a curated record.